GGGGGCAGAUGGAGCUGAGGAUGGCUGCGCCCAGCCCCCCGCUGCUGGCGUGAGAGUCCUGGGGCUCUGGGGCCCCAUCCCCGCGAAGAACUUUCACACUAAGUUGCAGGAGGACUUUCAGAACCUGAAGAGAUCGGGAGACCAGAGCCUGAGGUCAGCCAGGAGCCGGGCAGCCCGCCCCGCUCCCGGCGCUCUUCUGCCCCGAGGAUGUCAAAAUACCAUGACAACCUAAACAAAAAGGUAGCCUCAACCAAAACCAAAGAAGGUCUGAAACUCGUGUUGAUAAGUGGAAAUGUUUCAUGUUUUCAGGCCGAUGUCAUUGUCAACACUGUACCCACGGAUCUUCAGCUUGGAAGAGGAUCACUCUCUCAGUCUCUUUUGUGUAAAGCUGGUCCCAUGCUCCAGAAAGAGUUAAAUGCCACCAGACAGGAAACAGAGGAGGAAGUGGGUAGCAUAUUCAUGACAAGUGGCUGCAAUCUGAACUGCAAAGCUGUGCUCCAUGUUGUGGCUCCAGACUGGGAUAAUGGAGCAGGGUCUUCUUGGCAGGAAAUCUGGGGUUUCCCAAAGCUGUAUUUGCUGAACUAAUCCUGUCAGAAGUGUCCAAAUUUAGUAACAGUGCGUGGCUGAAAACCUUACAAAAAGUUUACUUUCUGGUAC
Molecule: messenger RNA, 657 nt
Organism: Myotis brandtii (Brandt's bat)
Lineage: Eukaryota; Metazoa; Chordata; Mammalia; Chiroptera; Vespertilionidae
Product: poly [ADP-ribose] polymerase 15-like
Exons: 4
Coding region: 208-585 (125 amino acids)
Biological process (GO): negative regulation of gene expression
Cellular component (GO): nucleus; cytoplasm
Molecular function (GO): transcription corepressor activity
Source: RefSeq, a predicted model, not a curated record